GAGGAGGGGGUUUAGCCAGAGUAGAGGCAAAAGCAAUCCCCCACCCCCAGCCUCCCUUCCCCGCACACACACACAUCCCCACACUCACACCCCACCCCCUAGUCUGGCUGGGAAUUUGAACCGAUCCAGCCUGUUUAAACGGAAAGGACACAGAUCUUCAAUGUAAAAAAAAAAAUCAGAUCAGACCCAGAGAGAGAGAGAGACGGAGAGGGAGGAGUGUGUGUGUGUGUGAGUGUGUGUGUGUGUGUGUGUGAAAGAGGGAGAGGGAGCGAGAGAGCGAGAGAGAGGGAGAGAGAGAGAGGGAGAGAGGGAGGGAGAGAGAAAAGAAGAGGGGGAAAAAAAGGAAAGAAGAUUUUCUCUAUGUAUAUAAAGAUGGCCACGUUAGCAAACGGACAACCAGACAAUACCAGCCUGAGUAGCAAUCACAGCAACCCCAGCACCAACGGGCAUAUGAACGGAUUAAACCAUAGUCCCGGAAACCCAUCCACCAUCCCAAUGAAGGACCACGAUGCCAUUAAGCUCUUUAUUGGGCAGAUCCCCCGUAACCUGGACGAGAAAGACCUCAAACCGCUCUUCGAGGAGUUCGGGAAGAUCUAUGAACUGACGGUGCUGAAGGACAGGUUCACUGGCAUGCACAAAGGCUGUGCCUUCCUAACAUACUGCGAAAGGGAGUCUGCUCUAAAGGCCCAGAGUGCACUGCAUGAACAGAAGACACUGCCAGGGAUGAACAGACCGAUCCAGGUGAAACCAGCGGACAGCGAAAGCCGAGGAGAAGACAGAAAACUCUUUGUGGGCAUGCUCAAUAAGCAGCAGUCAGAAGAUGACGUGCGCAGGCUAUUCGAGGCAUUUGGCAACAUCGAGGAGUGCACAAUCCUACGGGGACCUGAUGGCAACAGCAAAGGGUGUGCAUUUGUGAAAUACUCUUCACAUGCGGAGGCCCAAGCAGCCAUCAAUGCCUUACAUGGCAGCCAGACAAUGCCGGGAGCCUCUUCAAGCCUGGUGGUGAAGUUUGCAGAUACAGACAAGGAGCGUACAAUGAGACGCAUGCAACAAAUGGCAGGACAAAUGGGCAUGUUCAACCCCAUGGCCAUCCAGUUUGGAGCAUAUGGCGCCUAUGCACAGGCACUGAUGCAGCAGCAAGCCGCGAUCAUGGCGUCGGUGGCGCAGGGCGGCUACCUGAACCCCAUGGCAGCCUUUGCUGCAGCCCAGAUGCAGCAGAUGGCGGCUCUGAACAUGAAUGGCCUGGCAGCCACCCCCAUGACACCAACCUCAGGUGGAAGCACGCCUCCUGGCAUAACUGCACCAGCUGCUAGCAUCCCAUCUCCAAUUGGGGUGAAUGGUUUCACUGGCCUCCCGCCGCAGGCUAAUGGGCAGCCCGCCGCAGAAGCCGUGUUUGCUAAUGGCAUCCACCCUUACCCAGCACAGAGCCCCACUGCAGCAGACCCCUUGCAGCAAGCCUACGCUGGAGUGCAGCAGUACGCAGGUCCUGCUUAUCCUGCUGCUUAUGGCCAGAUUAGCCAAGCGUUCCCACAGCCGCCUCCUAUGAUCCCACAGCAACAGAGAGAAGGACCAGAGGGCUGUAACCUGUUUAUCUACCAUCUGCCCCAGGAGUUUGGGGAUGCUGAGCUGAUGCAGAUGUUCCUGCCUUUCGGUUUUGUGAGUUUUGACAAUCCUGCCAGUGCCCAAGCUGCUAUCCAGGCUAUGAAUGGCUUCCAGAUUGGCAUGAAGAGGCUGAAGGUGCAGCUGAAGAGGCCAAAGGAUGCUAAUCGUCCCUACUGAAGAGUUAUGGGAACCACUGGAUACAAAGCACUAGCACAGGGCAGCAGCUGAAUGGGCCACAUUUA
Aquila chrysaetos chrysaetos is the source of this 1844-nucleotide messenger RNA. RefSeq names its product CUGBP Elav-like family member 4 (gene CELF4). NCBI's taxonomy places the organism in Eukaryota, Metazoa, Chordata, Aves, Accipitriformes, Accipitridae. Gene Ontology annotation, cellular component: nucleus; ribonucleoprotein complex; cytoplasm. The record is from RefSeq and is a predicted model, not a curated record. Gene Ontology annotation, molecular function: mRNA binding. Gene Ontology annotation, biological process: mRNA splice site recognition; regulation of alternative mRNA splicing, via spliceosome.